This is a messenger RNA of Nannospalax galili (Upper Galilee mountains blind mole rat), 3348 nucleotides long. It is a transcript of the gene Mat1a, whose product is annotated as methionine adenosyltransferase 1A. NCBI's taxonomy places the organism in Eukaryota, Metazoa, Chordata, Mammalia, Rodentia, Spalacidae. Gene Ontology annotation, biological process: S-adenosylmethionine biosynthetic process. The record is from RefSeq and is a predicted model, not a curated record. Gene Ontology annotation, cellular component: cytosol. The transcript has 10 exons. Bases 287 to 1477 code for a protein of 396 amino acids. Gene Ontology annotation, molecular function: ATP binding; methionine adenosyltransferase activity.
UCUGGCUGCCUGUUUGUAUCUAUGAGUAAGUUACCCCCAUCCCCAACACCAGAGUGGGAUAUUAACCCUGAAACCACAGGAAGGUCAGCUGGGAAGCUAAAGGAAGUCCCAACAGCACUUCCUGCCUGUGCGUCUACAGCCUUCUUUGUUUUACAUGGACCACAAGCUUCCCAUUUGAGAUAUCAGAAGUCGAGGCUGAAAUUCUUCAAGGGGGAAAAAGAGCUGCAGGCAAAGUCACAGCGUUGAAUUGUCACCUGGGAGAAGUGGAGUGGAAAAGUGUGACACAAUGAAUGGACCUGUGGAUGGCUUGUGUGACCAUUCUCUAAGUGAAGAAGGAGACUUCAUGUUCACAUCAGAAUCUGUAGGAGAGGGCCAUCCAGAUAAAAUCUGUGACCAGAUCAGUGAUGCAGUGCUGGAUGCCCACCUCAAGCAAGACCCCAAUGCCAAGGUGGCCUGUGAGACCGUGUGCAAGACAGGCAUGGUGCUGCUGUGUGGGGAGAUCACCUCAGUGGCUAUGGUAGAUUACCAGCGGGUAGUGAGAGACACCAUCAAGCAUAUCGGCUAUGACGACUCUGCCAAGGGCUUUGACUUUAAGACCUGCAAUGUACUAGUGGCUCUGGAGCAACAGUCCCCAGAUAUUGCCCAAUGUGUCCAUCUAGACAGAAAUGAGGAGGAUGUUGGUGCAGGAGAUCAGGGCUUGAUGUUUGGCUAUGCCACUGAUGAGACAGAAGAAUGCAUGCCCCUCACCAUUAUCCUCGCUCACAAACUCAACACCCGGAUGGCAGAACUGAGGCGCUCUGGUGUCCUGCCCUGGCUGAGACCUGACUCUAAAACUCAGGUCACAGUUCAGUACAUGCAGGAUAAUGGUGCAGUCAUCCCUGUGCGCAUCCACACCAUCGUCAUCUCCGUGCAACACAAUGAAGACAUAACACUGGAGGCCAUGCGUGAGGCCCUGAAGGAACAGGUGAUUAAGGCCGUGGUGCCAGCCAAGUACCUGGACGAAGAUACCAUCUACCACCUGCAGCCAAGUGGGCGGUUUGUCAUCGGAGGUCCCCAGGGAGAUGCAGGUGUCACAGGCCGGAAGAUUAUUGUGGACACCUAUGGCGGCUGGGGAGCUCAUGGUGGUGGUGCCUUCUCUGGAAAGGAUUACACCAAGGUGGACCGCUCAGCAGCAUAUGCUGCCCGCUGGGUGGCCAAAUCUCUGGUAAAAGCCGGGCUCUGCCGGAGAGUGCUUGUUCAGGUGUCCUAUGCCAUCGGUGUGGCAGAGCCACUCUCCAUUUCCAUCUUCACCUAUGGGACCUCAGAGAAAACAGAGCGGGAGCUGCUAGACGUGGUGAAUAGGAACUUUGACCUCCGGCCCGGUGUCAUUGUCAGGGACUUGGAUCUGAAGAAACCUAUCUACCAGAAGACUGCAUGCUAUGGCCAUUUCGGGAGAAGCGAGUUUCCCUGGGAAGUCCCCAAGAAGCUUGUGUUUUAGAGCUGGUGGGAGGCCUGGCCUUCACCCCAUACAUUCUUCUUCUCCAGGAUCCUGGCUCCCUGAUCUCCCAGCCCCUCCUGGAAUGCCUUCCCUGCUUCUACCCUCAGGACAAGUCAGCUCCUUCUCAUUUUUCUCUAUCCAACAAUCAAUAGCCAUCUGUCACUGUCAUUCAUGGUGAUUUUCUGGUGCUGGGGAUCAAGUCUCCCUGCAAGGAAAGACACAAUAUUCCCUUCCUGUCCCUCAGAUGAGGGAUAUAUUGAUUAGUGGAAAAGUCACCUCUGCCAGGCAUGAAGUUGCUCCCUCCCCUCCUCCCACCCGCAGUCUGAACCUGACCAGCCCAUCUCUUCCUCCCUCCUGGACCACAUGCCCAAUGAAUGUGUUGCACAGACCACUGGCCUCCCCUUCACAACUACAGCAAGGACUGAGCCAGGGCCUUUUCAAGGGCUGGGCUGGGCAUCUGCCAGGGUUGACAUGGCUGGUGUCUCCUGAGCACCUGCUGUGUACAAGGGACUGAGCCAGUGACUGCUGCACUGAGUUCUUCAUUGCAACAUGACGAGGUGGCAGCUUUAUUAUCUCCAUUGAGAAAUGGGGAAACUGAGGCACAAAGCAUCUUUUUAGCUUUCACAAGUUUCCAUAGCCACAUGUCAGGGCCCAGAAAUGAGUCUAGGAGCUUUGACUCUGCAACCCACAUUCUCCCAUUCCAAGCUGGAAAUGGACCUGAGAACUGACCAAGUGGAUUGACAUGAAGCUAUAACCUCUGUCCUGAAGGUCUGGGCUUCCUGAGAAUUAGCAGAUGAACCCAGUGGCUUCUGGUGAGGCUUUUCAGUGCUCUACAAAGAUAGGAUUGAAGCUUAAACAUGCCUCACUUGUUCUAGAAGAAGGUCAGAGGCAAGAUGGGCAUCUUGGCCUGUCAGGCUGGGCUAGCAUCUAGAGUUAAGAAAGAGCUUCAUUGUCUUAAUUACCUUUCACUCAGUGAUGUGCAGGGCUUGGCGUAUGGAUCCUCUGGCUAUGGGGUCUAACCACAGUCAGCCUCACAUAGCCCCCCUGCAGAGAAGGAACAUCAGCUUGUCCCAGCACAGGCAUCUGGCCCCUGGUAGGAGACAGGAAACCUGUGACUCUCAAUGCUUUCUCCUUCCCUGGUUCAUACUGUUGCUCUGAAUGCUGCAGGGAGGUAAAUGACGCAGGGCUGAUCUCCGGACAAGUUGUCUAAGAUAACAUGAGAAUCUGCUGUUGCCAGGUAGCCUUUGGGGGCAUGUCUAGCCACCAGGGUCCUAGAAACUAUAUGUUCCCAUGCUUUCCUACCAGGGCAGGUACUACCUAUCCCACAUGUCCCCAGCCUGGGCCUCCCACAGCAGACCAUUCUCUCCCCAUCUCCCAGGGACACAGGCUCAGGAAGGGGCCUUCACAGGCCCAGGAGGACACUGGGGACCUGGCUUCUUUCUGGGCUCACAGUACUGAUUCUGGCUGAGAGAAGAGUUUGGGCAGCUUCAUUCAGAGACACCAUGUACCUGUGCCUUGAUUGAACACAAAGGCCCCAGCUUUCACUUCCCAACAGCUCAAGGAAAAACAAUCGAGCCCUCAUCACCAUCAAACCCUGCAACUAUGUGUAACACGGAAACGGGUUUCUCCACUGGGCUCCUGCUUGUCUGGGAUUCCCAAGUUCCUCACAGCAGAGGGAGGGACGGGUGUGCUGGUUGGCUGAGAUCCUGUAACUUAGGCUGUAUACAAGUGAAAAAUCAGAAUUUUAUACUUCCUCUAUCCCCAAGAGAAAUGAGAAUUUUUUUGUGUGUCCACAUUUCAUAGGAAACAAAAGCCUUUAUUUGUCAAUAGUUCCUGUUAGAAUGGUUAAUAAAAACCUCAAGGAGCAACUA